Lactuca saligna is the source of this 450-nucleotide messenger RNA. NCBI's taxonomy places the organism in Eukaryota, Viridiplantae, Streptophyta, Magnoliopsida, Asterales, Asteraceae. The record is from the annotation of a GenBank genome assembly.
AUGGGGCCAAAAGCAGAGAAGAAGCCAGCUGAGAAGAAGCUCGCGGAGGAGAAGAAAGUCGUCGUCACUGAAAAAGCCCGCCGAGAAAAAAAACCAAAGGCCGGGAAGAAGCUUCCCAAGGAAUCUGGCGCCGGUGCCGCCGACAAGAAGAAGAAGAAGAGAAGCAAGAAGAACGUGGAGACAUACAAGAUCUACAUCUUUAAAUUGUUGAAGCAGGUUCAUCCUGAUAUCGGGAUCUCAAGCAAGGCAAUGGGUAUAAUGAAUUCCUUCAUUAAUGACAUCUUUGAGAAGCUUGCUUCAGAAUCAUCGAAGCUUGCGAGGUACAACAAGAAGCCUACAAUUACGUCAAGGGAGAUUCAGACAGCGGUGAGGUUGGUUUUUCCAGGGGAGUUGGCAAAGCAUGUUGUCUCGGAAGGGACGAAGGCUGUUACCAAAUUUACUAGUUCUUAG